Molecule: messenger RNA, 459 nt
Organism: Heterotrigona itama
Lineage: Eukaryota; Metazoa; Arthropoda; Insecta; Hymenoptera; Apidae
Source: the annotation of a GenBank genome assembly
AUGGCCAACGAGUUAAAAGGCAGAGAUCAACUCAAUUCUACUUUCGAGAAAAUCAUCCCCCGAAUCCGAAUGGUGUCUAACAGUUGUGUAUUUUCUGAAAUUCUUCUCCAGAAAGAAUUACUUAUAGAACUUGGUAAGUUAUGCAAAGCAGAAAAAAAAACCUCAGAGCCGUUCAAAUCUUUACCGAGACUUGGAAAUUUGCUUUCAGAUGUGCCUGAUCCACCGGACCGUCCUCUGAUAUCGAACUUCACGUCGAGGUCCGUGCGUCUGUCCUGGGUGGCGAGUCGUAAUUCUCACAACAACCCGAUCCUGUACUACGUCAUCGAAACUCAGUACGAGUUCGAGGCUUUAGCCGCCGUAGCUCGGGGAACAGAAACGGAUAAAAUAAAAGGAGUUACUAGGGAUAAGAACUGCGGUGUCGAUAAGCACCCUUUGUUCUCCCUUGCUUCUCCCGCUCCU